Mangifera indica (mango) is the source of this 2456-nucleotide messenger RNA. Its product is annotated as putative pentatricopeptide repeat-containing protein At3g25060, mitochondrial. Gene Ontology annotation, biological process: RNA modification. Lineage: Eukaryota; Viridiplantae; Streptophyta; Magnoliopsida; Sapindales; Anacardiaceae. Bases 241 to 2031 code for a protein of 596 amino acids. Gene Ontology annotation, molecular function: RNA binding; protein binding. The transcript has a single exon. The record is from RefSeq and is a predicted model, not a curated record.
UGAAGUUACAGCUCUUUUACCUUUAACUAUUAUGUGAUCGACUCGGGUUCUUGUUCCCAUCUGCAUAGCCCAGUUACCGGUAUAGGAAGAGCCUUAAGCGUUGUGUUUUGCUGCCAUACUAUUUUUGACAAUCUCAUUUAUUUUUAAUGUUACAUUCGGGCUCCUUAACCUCCAUUUUCUCCCCUGUCCAGCUAUAGGGUUUUAAGUUGUAUUAACAAAUUAAAGAUUUUGCUCCCCCAAAUGUGCAGUUUUACAUUUUCAAAGCACCUAAAAGCCCUCCUCUUAACCGCUAAAGAGAAAACAACCAUAAUGAAAAUCCAUGCUUUCAUGCUUAAAACUAAGCUCUCCACAUAUGGAAACUCCAUUGGCCGACUCAUUGCUACGUAUGCUCGUAUUAACGAUAUCAUAUCAGCUCGUAAAGUGUUCGAUGAAUUGCCCCAACGAAGUGUAGAUAGCUUCAAUGCGAUGAUCAUAGCAUAUUCUCGUAAAGGAUCCCCAUCUGAAGUCCUGGGUAUUUAUAAUCAAAUGAUAAAAGAGAGUGCCAGACCAGAUAGCUCUACUUUUACCGUUGCACUUAAGGCAUGUGUGAGCUUGAUGAACUUGAACAUGGGAGAUAAAAUUUGGAGUAAAGCAAUGGAUUCUGGUUAUGAAAACGAUGUGUUUGUUGGGUCAUCUAUGUUGAAUUUGUAUGCCAAGUGUGGCAAAAUGGAUGCGGCUAUGGUUGUGUUUGAUAAGAGGCAAAGAAAGGACCUUGUUUCUUGGAGUUGUAUGAUAAAUGGGUUUGCCUAUAAUGGCCAGCCAAGUGAAGCGAUCCAUGUAUAUAGAAGGAUGCAAAAGGAGGGGACUGAAGGAGAUGAGAUUGUGAUGGUGGGGUUGAUUCAAGCUUGUGCUGAUCUUGGGGACUUGAAAAUGGGGCUCUCAAUUCAUGGUUAUAUGAUUAGGAGAGAUCUCGAUUUAACUGUCAUAGUUCAAACCAGCCUUGUGGAUAUGUAUGCUAAGAGUGGACAUUUAAAUCUUGCUUAUCAGGUUUUCAAGAAGAUGUCCCGCAAAAACGUUGUUUCUUGGGCUGCACUAAUUUCUGGCUCUGCGCAAAACGGUUUACCAGGAAAUACCCUUGAACUUUUAAUUGAGAUGCAGAGUUGUGGGUUUGAACCCAAUUCGGUGUCUCUCAUGAGUGCACUUUUGGCAUGUUCACAAAUUGGUUUUCUAAAAUUGGGCAAGUCUAUACAUGGAUAUAUUGUCAGGAGGCUUGAGUUUGAUCGAGUUUUGGGCACUACAGUGAUCGACAUGUAUUCAAAAUGUGGAGCUCCUUCUUGUGCACGUGCAAUCUUUGAUCAGAUGGAUUAUAGGGAUGUAAUCUCCUGGAAUGUAAUAAUUGAUACCUAUGGGAUCCAUGGACAUGGAAAGGAAGCUCUAUCACUCUUCCUCCAGAUGACACAAACAAAAAUAAAACCAGAUCAUUCUACAUUUGCAUCUCUUCUAUCAGCUCUUAGUCACUCAGGACUGGUAGAAGAAGGUCAAUACUGGUUUGAUCUCAUGGUUAGUGAAUAUAAAAUUCUACCAACUGAUAAGCACUGUGCUUGUAUGGUUGAUCUUUUGGCUCGUGCAGGACGAGUGGAAGAAGCACUCGAGCUUAUAAAUUCCAUGAAAAAUGAACCGGGGCUUGCUGUUUGGGUUGCCCUGCUAUCAGGCUGCCGGAAUCAUAGGAAAUUGUCCAUUGGAGAGAUCGUGGCAAAGAAGGUCCUUGAGUUAAAUCCGGAUGACUUGGGAAUUCAUGCGUUGGUAUCAAACUUCUUUGCCAUGGGAAAGAAGUGGGAUGAAGUAGCUGGAGUAAGGAAGAUGAUGAGAAAAACAGGGAUGAAGAAAGUGCCAGGCUAUAGUGUAGUUGAAGUGAAUGGAGAGCUCCAUGCAUUUAUAAUGGAAGAUAAGAGUCACCAUCAAUACGGAAAUAUCGCGUAUUUAUUGGAUAAGUUGGACCAAGAGAUGAGAGAAACAGCAAGUCUUCCAAAGAUUGAAUAUUGCAUUAGUUGACAAGAAAGUGAACGAAAUUGCUGAUUAGAGUAAGAGACUUGCCAUCGCUUAUGGCCUUCAAGAGAUGAGCAAAGGCCAGAGUACUGUUAAAAAUGGAACCUUAAAGUGGGUGGAGAUAACCAUAAAGCAACCAAGUUAAUCUUCAAAAUUAACAGAAGAUUUUCUGAGAGAAAUUUCAAUUACUUUUUCAGUUUAAAAUUUGCUCUCCUUGUUGGCCAAUACUUCAACCCCAAACCUAAAAUUGCGCAGAAGAACCAUUUUUCAGUUCAUCAAUACUGCAACUGGCUCACAGAGGUUAAACAGAGCCUGUAAUACUAAAUUAAUCACUAUUUUAUAUUUUAUGCACUCGAGGAAACCAUGGCUACCAAAAUUAGUAUAUGAUUUCCGAAGAAAAUCCAUCUGUAGAUCGAAUCCAUAAAACGAAA